This is a messenger RNA of Eurytemora carolleeae, 868 nucleotides long. RefSeq lists its product as uncharacterized. Bases 21 to 833 code for a protein of 270 amino acids. Lineage: Eukaryota; Metazoa; Arthropoda; Copepoda; Calanoida; Temoridae. The transcript has 2 exons. The record is from RefSeq and is a predicted model, not a curated record.
AAUGAGGGCGCGGGCGGAACAUGGCCAGUUCUGCCGACGUCAUUCCGGGAAACAAGGAAACCCAGGAAAAUCAGGAAAACAAACCUGAAUUAAAAAAAAAUGUUAAAAAGUUCUUGAAUACAUUUUUGCAUGUAUACCGUAAUUCUAAUGAAUUUGAUAACCCCAUUCAAUCACAACCUGUGUUUGUUAGUGAUCCAUAUAUUGAUAUCGAAUUUGUCAGGCCCUCUGACAUAGACUUGAGUUCUCCUUCCCCUUCUGUGUGUACAAAUCCCCCUGACAUUGCAAUGUAUGAUAUCGAUAUGGAUUACACCCAAACACCUGGGAUUGAUUCGAGUUAUCCCCAAUUCUCAUUGCAUGAUAAACCCUCUGAAAUGUCAAUGCAUGAUAUUGAUCUGAGUCCUGAAUCCCCAUAUUUGCAUGUUGAGCAUGAUGAUAUUAUAGAUUAUGUUACCCAUAGUGAGCUUGAGAUGAACUGUCCCGACACCCCUGUACAUGAUCAACAGACUGUACCAGAUUUAAUUGUUGAAAACGAACCUGCCUCCAUGGUGACUGAGGUUAGAGCGGAUAUUCAUGAAGAACCUCGUUCUACAGGAGAUCUUCAGAAUUGGUUGGAGAUGGACCAAAAAUUCACCCCUGAUUCAUAUGGUGAGAUUGUGCUGGCAAGAGCCUAUUGGAUAAAAAAGCCAGACUCAGGCAGUGGUUUGAACUCGGCCUGGAUUCAGCCUGGAAGGAGUCAGUCACGGUUUGCCUGCCCCUCCGCUGCCAAGCGCUCCACGCCCUACACCCCCUUGCCAAGCACAUUCUCCAUCAAGCCUAAAAUAGAAAAGCCUUGAUUUUAUUUACUAUUAAUAAAUAUUUGUGAAAAAAU